Messenger RNA from Tribolium madens (black flour beetle), 694 nucleotides. It is a transcript of the gene Dpm3, whose product is annotated as dolichol-phosphate mannosyltransferase subunit 3. Gene Ontology annotation, cellular component: dolichol-phosphate-mannose synthase complex; endoplasmic reticulum membrane. Gene Ontology annotation, biological process: GPI anchor biosynthetic process. The record is from RefSeq and is a predicted model, not a curated record. NCBI's taxonomy places the organism in Eukaryota, Metazoa, Arthropoda, Insecta, Coleoptera, Tenebrionidae. The transcript is spliced from 3 exons. Bases 384 to 665 code for a protein of 93 amino acids.
GGGGAUCUUCACCGUCGUCCCGUCGAUCCUCUGGAUGUGGGUCCUGAGUGCGUCCAAGUCCCUGGCACUCCUCUUGCCCCCAUCUGCAACACCCAAACUGUCCCAAAAUCGACAAUGGGGCCCUCGAACGCUCACCUUUGGGCACAAAACGCACCGUACUCAAUUCCAUUGUAAUUAUUUGAAAAUUUCUAUUGUUUCCUCAAGUCUUUGUUGUCAAAACCAUUGUUUGUCAAGUCGUGCGAAAUCGAGUCGUCCCGUAGUCUUAUCAUCAACGAGUGAUUUUUUCCUCAAUUUUGGGAAAGUCUUUUCAAAUUUUGACAAAAAUAGCCAAACAUGACAGUUAUCUCUUGGGAAUUUUUCGUUUUACACUAACAUAACCUAAAAUGACCAAAUUGCUCGAGUGGGUGACCGUUUUGGGGGCUUUAACCGCCCUGUGGCUGUCUUUAGUGACCAAUACGGUCGAAAUAGGACUUGUGAAGCACCACCCCAGUUUGAUUUUCUACUCCCCGGUGAUUUUUGUCGGAUUAUUUGGGAUUUAUGCAAUAAUUGUUGUUUUGUAUCGCGUUUUUACGUUCAAUGAUUGCGAAAAGGCCGCCGCCGAGUUACAAGAGGAAAUAGUGGAAGCGAGGGCGGAUUUGGCCAAGUUAGGAUUUAAAUUCAAUUAAGACUGUGGUAAUAAAUUUAUUACAAAUAA